AUGAAUGGUGUGUCAAUAGACCAACCGCCGCCACAUACAAUAACGGUACCAGCCGCCGCCGCCCCAGAGAAAGAAGAGAAGUUGUCGUCAGAGAAUAAUACUGGAUUCCAGAAUCUUCAGGAACCUCCCCAACAACAUAUCAAAGAUAACACAGUGAUUCAGCGAAAUGAUAAUAUUGAUGGGUCAACGGUUCCUGAGAUCCCCCAUAUCACCGUGAAUAUCCAGCCGUAUUCCGAAGUCAUUGAUAAAAUAUCAAAACACGCCUACCAUGAACUUGUAACGUUGAUCAAGACAUUACCAUCGGCAAAUGAUCCCGCAAGAUUUUAUGGUAAUUCUUUUGAAGAAGAUCUCCAAAGAAAGAAAACAUUGUUAGAGUUGAUUGUCAAGAUACGAAACUAUUUUGUCAAGUUGUACGUUUUGAAUAAAUGGAGCGCGAAUUCCACCUAUUUCAGCAAAUUGAUCGAUUUAUUGAAUUGGCUCAGAGGCCAGCAAAUAUUCUAUGACUCUUUGGUCGAUAACAUCAAGAGAAUUAAGAUAGAUUUGAAUUUUGCCAAACUCCCAAACCAUGACUUGAUCACCAGUUUCAUCGUGUUGAAUGACGCACAUUAUCACAAUAACCAAAGCCAUACGGUUCAAACCGAAAGAAAUUUGAGCUUAUUACCAAGUUAUAACUUACUUCAGCCAACCAAACUCAAUUCCAAAUUUCUUCUCAAACUUUUGAAAAACUUGAACUCAUUUCUUCAUUUGAAAUUAUCCAAAUUAUUCUUGAAAUGUCCAACAAACCCAAUGAACUCGAUUGUUUUUCAAAAUUGUGUGAUCAAAGAUGGUAAGCUUACCAUAAGUAUCAAUAACGAGUUUGAAGUAAUAUUAAGUUUGGUAAAUAUUGACACCGAUAGUAAAGGAAUUUUUGCCAAUAAAGUUUUGGAAAAUUAUGCGUUUGUGGUGUUAGAUUUUAAAUUCAAAUUUGGGUUGGACGAUUUUGGAAAUAUCAUUUUUAACAUUGAUAACCAGCUACCACUAUUAAACCUCAAGAAUUUAAUCACAUUUUUGAAUGGCAACAUUCUCUACCAAACCCAAGAAGCUGCCCUGGAAUAUACCAAAAACCCGCUAGUCGAUCUCUAUAAAUACUUGCAUUCAUACUCUCUUAACUAUAAAUUAUAUUUGAUAAACAGUCAACUCAACAUGCUUGUUAAUGGGAUUUCCCCUUCUUUAACCGUUGCUGAUGGCAAAGCCCCGAAUGCUUCUGCUAAUGCCUUAAAUGGCACAAACAAACUAACCUGGGGUUCCAACUUGAAGUAUUCACAUAACCCUGAGAAGAGUAUCAUUACAGUGUUCUACUGGACCCAAAAGAAGUUCAUUAAGCACAAGUCGUAUAUUCAGAUUUGUGUGGUGGAUGAUGAAACAAGCCACCGAAAAUUAUUAUUCAAAUGGUUCAAGGAUGGUAAGAUAUUCGAAGGACACGGGUUUGAUGAAUUGUUUGAGCAACUAGGAAAUGGGUCAAAAGUCAAUACCAAUUGGGCUGCCGAAACUGGGGGAGGAAUUGCGACAAUCCCUGCCACCAGCAACGAGUCCCUUAAGGGAAGCUUUGAUAAUGAUAAGUAUCAGAAGUUUUCGAUCCAAACGUUAUUAAGCUUAGUAUUGAGUAAGCAUAUUGAGAUCAUGAUUAAAAAUAUUCACAGUAAAUUAGAUGGCAUUGCCCAAAAGGCUCAGGAUUCUUUUGAGGCAUCGAUCUUUCAAACCGAGGAAACUGAAGAAGUGGGUACUCUGGCUGGUAAAGAAAAUAGUGAAAAUGUAAUAAUGGAGGAGGCUGAAGAAGAAGAAGAAGAAGAAAAAGAAGAAGAAGAAAAAGAAGAAGAAGAAAUGGAAGAAAAUGCUAGGAAGGAUGGCGGAGCUAAUGGUACUGAGUCAUACAAACCUUCUGGCUUUAAUAACUAUUCUGGUUCAGGAACAGUAACGAAAAAAUUCAUCGAACUUAUUGACAAGUACUAUCUUUUGAUCAGAUUGAACCAUAACAAGUCAAUAUACUUUUCAAUUGAUUAUCUCACUGGCCAUUUGUUCUUUAUCAAUCCAUCACCAUCUGUCAACGCGAUUUGUUCCAAGUAUCAGUUCCAUAAUUUCGUGAUGGCUGCUAAUGUCGCUAAUAACAAUACUGGCUCAUCGACCGAACGUGAAAUUAGAACUGGACCUAUAUUCCUCAUGCCAAGCAAUUUUAUUGAUUUGGAAGAGACUAUUGUUAUUGCUCACCAACUUCUUAUUUUCCGCAUGGAACUUCUUAGACACGAAACUCUCAAAGUUUUGUCGGUUACUGAUUGGAUUAAUUGCCCUAUUAUCAGCCUUGAGCUCGGGGAAAUCUCCAAGCUUCAAAACAAACAACCGCAAUCUACUACUACUACUACUACCACUACCACUACUACUGCUACUACCACCACCACCACUACCAAGAAAUUCAAUAAAGUGCCAGAAUCAUUUGCGGUAGUGUUGAGAAGCUACAGGAAUUUCUGGUCUUUACAAUAUUACCAAUUGAAGAAUUGGCCAAGAAAUUGGUUUUUGAUUGUGUUUAUUGCAAAUACCUACUCCAACAAACGUGACAGUAAACUUUUUUGGUUAGCGCAGAUCAAAUCCAUCAAUGGUAAAUGGACCAUCACUUUGCAUAGUCCGUUGCGUAUGAAAUCUGUGAUGCCUACAAGUUCCAGGGGUCCAAGAGAAGUAGCAAAUUCUUUGGAUUAUGAUGCCAGCAUGAUGAUUGGUAAAAGUGCCACCAAUAAGAUUUCCAUCCAUAUUGUCAUGGAAGAACUCAUCAGUAACAAUGCCAAAACCAAUGUUCCUGGGAACUCUCAGAAGGCUCGUCUUGAAUCGAUGCUUCAUGGGCUUGAUUUCCAAAAGAAGAAAAAUAUGGCCACUUGUGGGAAAACUUCUUCCGAAGAUCUGUCACUGCUUAUUGUCCUUGCUAACAGUGGUUUGAUCUCGGUGCCGAACUUGAAAAAUAAUUUGAUUCUCACGGUUGAGUUAUUUAAUUCCAAGAUGGGGGUUGAUUUAUACGGCCAAAUGAAGUUUAAAUUGCCAUUAUUACAAGACCCUAGUCAAAUGGAUGAGAAUGAUAACGCAUUUAUUGAGGUUGAUACUACUGGUUGGUAUUUCCAUAUUGCAUCAAAUGUCAGCUUGAAUCUGCCGACAUUUAAACAAAAGAAGCUCGUUUAUUUCCAUCGUGUACAUAUGCUUUUAAAGCGGUUUGGCAAGUUGAUUGAAUUGGUGAACUUUUUAUCAAGAUCUUUGAAAAAAGAAUCACAGAAUUAUUUGGACUUAUUGGAGAUUUAUUUGGACAAAGUAGUUUUGAAAUAUAAUGGAGGAAGAUAUAUUUUUCACAUUGAUGUCGAGAAUGACAAGCAACCAUUGAGAUUGGAAGUAGAAAAGGGACAACCGCAUGAAUUUAUUAAUGUUCAGCUACAAAAUUUGUUAGAUGACAAGUGUGGGGUGAUUGAAAUUUCCAGUAUUUACAAGAAAUCAUCGUCAUCAUCAUCACCAUCAUCUCAAUCGUAUUAUUCUGCCGGUAAUGCGGUUAGUAGGGUGAUUAAAUUCAUCAAACUUAGCCAGCCGAUAGUCACCGCAAUUACAAACUUCGAGGCUUCUACUAAGAGACAUUUCAAAGAAAUCUCCAAGACCAGUGCUCUUGAAACGGUAUCGCUUGAUAUUAAGUAUCAUACAAUUUGCUAUACUUUGGUGGAUUAUGCGUUGAUUUACGAUGUCAAGAAACACGUCAUUCGUCGCCAAGAACAGAAAUCAACGAAUUUCUCUAAUGUGAUUAGUAGAAGUUUGAUCGAGAUUAGAAUCGGGUUCACUGAAGUGCGAGGCAGAAAAUGGGUCAAGAUACGGUUGGUGCCAAUUUGUAUUGAAAACCAGUUGAACAACGAAGUGAAAAGCCCGCUGAUCCGUCAAAAGAGAAGUUUGAGUAUUGGAUUAAGAAGAAUGCUGGGGGAUGUCGCCUCGAGGUUAGCUGGUACUGGCAAUGGUAGCAAUUCGGAGACUGCAACUAAUGGCCGGAUUCAUUUCCUUGCAGAUUGGGUGAUUUGCGAUGUGGAAUUAUUGGGCGAUACUAUUACAUUAUUGCAUCAAGGUAUCAUAAAAAGUUUCAAUAAUAAAUAA
Molecule: messenger RNA, 4140 nt
Organism: Saccharomycopsis crataegensis
Lineage: Eukaryota; Fungi; Ascomycota; Saccharomycetes; Ascoideales; Saccharomycopsidaceae
Gene: RGR1
Product: Rgr1p
Exons: 1
Coding region: 1-4140 (1379 amino acids)
Biological process (GO): regulation of transcription by RNA polymerase II
Cellular component (GO): mediator complex; core mediator complex
Molecular function (GO): transcription coregulator activity
Source: RefSeq, a predicted model, not a curated record